AUGGAGCCCAUGGCCUUGGUGGCAGAGCGUCCUCUGCCUCCCGUCCUGUCCCUGGACCCUCAGCACCCCUUUUACAUCCUGGGAGAAGAGCUCAGCCUGAACUGCAAGGCUCCUAAAGGACAGGCCGUUGUGAUCUACAGAUUCUUCAAGGAUGAACAAGGCCUGCGACUUAGGGAACUCUUCCUUGAACACAAAGGGCUUCACAAAACUUUACAAGUGGGUGAAAAUACACCUGGCCAGUAUGUCUGCAUGUACUGGAUGCUGACCCAGGACAGGCGGCAGAUUCAGUCCCUUAAAAGCAACACAGUCUCCAUAGCUGUGAGAGAUCCUCCCCCGACUCCUGAGCUGAAGGUGGAUCCUCCAUCUGGGCAGGUCUCUGAAGGGCACACCCUGCUUAUCACUUGUUCAUUCAAUGGGAGCCACACAGGGAAGAGUUUCCAUUUCUACAAGGAUGGAGUUGAGAUUGGGGCCACCAACCAAGCAUCUAUGCAUUGUUCCAAAGGGCCUGGAGGUGCCUCUUCCAACAUCUCUCUGAGCAUCUGCCUACAAGCACAGCCCAACCACACCGGGGAAUUUGCCUGCAGGUAUGAAGAAAACAUGAGUGGCAGGUGGAUUAUGUCUCCCUGGAGCCAGAAGGUCAAGGUCACAGAACCAUCAAACGAACACCAGGAAGAACUGGAGUCAGGAGAAAGGGAGAGCAUACCACUCCAAAGCCGUGGUUCCCAAACCUUUCCAAUCACGGAACCCUCCAGAAGCCUCCCCCCACCCACUGCCCCACAGACCCCUAACCGUGUCCCUGAUCUUCCUGCAGAACCUUAACUGUGUCCCUACGUGUUGUUGUGAGGCUACAAAGCUCUUCCUUCUUUCAUGUACUGCUAUUUCCGCUGUGUUUUGGAAAUAAAGGGAUUCAAAUUUC
Messenger RNA from Anolis carolinensis (green anole), 916 nucleotides. RefSeq names its product Fc receptor-like protein 5. The record is from RefSeq and is a predicted model, not a curated record. Gene Ontology annotation, biological process: cell surface receptor signaling pathway. The transcript has 4 exons. Gene Ontology annotation, cellular component: plasma membrane. Gene Ontology annotation, molecular function: transmembrane signaling receptor activity. Lineage: Eukaryota; Metazoa; Chordata; Lepidosauria; Squamata; Anolidae. The coding region runs from base 1 to 819 and encodes 272 amino acids.